Molecule: messenger RNA, 3036 nt
Organism: Aspergillus candidus
Lineage: Eukaryota; Fungi; Ascomycota; Eurotiomycetes; Eurotiales; Aspergillaceae
Product: DUF1708 domain-containing protein
Exons: 4
Coding region: 1-3036 (1011 amino acids)
Source: RefSeq, a predicted model, not a curated record
AUGCCCUUCUUCACCCGUGUCUUCCGGGGCAAAGACGCCACCGCUUCCAAGAAACCUUCCAAACCUUCCCCUCUCGACGAUGCCGGCCCUCCGAAACCCUCCUGGACCGAUGCCUGGCAGCGGACGGAGGUCGCUCCGGAAGAAGUACAGGAUCUAUUACGCGCCUGUACCAAGGAAUUGAAAGCCAGAGCCCUCCAGAUCCCCUUCCUCCUCCUCCCCUUCCGUCCCAGCUCCGAUGCCAGCGCCGCUCGCUCCUUCAUUCGCAAUUACUUUGACCAAUCCUUCAAGAAUGGCGCUCCCGUCACCGGCGAGACCUUGUCCCGAGAAUUACGCCUGUCCGAUCCGACGGUCCUGUGCAGCGUCCUGAAAUGGUGCUGGAGCCGACUCCCCGGCGGAGUCGUCACCUGGGAGGCCUACGAGCUGUUCAAGGUCGGCGAACAAGACUCUAACCUCGCCCGCGACGCCUUCACCACCUUCAUCCCCAUCAGCGUCGACUCCGACGCCCGCGCCAAGAUCAUCUUUGACUUCUUCGACCUUCUGGCCGCCAUCGCCGCCCAUGCCAAAUCCAACGGUCUUGGUGGCCGCAAGCUCUCCCGAUAUGCCGGCUGGUGGGCCUUUGAGCAUGUCGAUGCCGCCAAGGGUUUCGAGGAAUCCUACAAGAGUUGGGCCAGCGCCGCCGAUGCCACCAGUCACCUCUUCUUCGCCUACCUCCGCUCCCUCUCCCCCGAUUCCGCCCGCGGCGUCAACAGCAUCGCCACCCUCCCCAUCACUUUGCAGUCCCUCGUCCAGGCCACCGAGUAUCCCCCGGAGACCCCCACCCUCCUCCAGGUCACCACCACCAAGGUCGUCAUGAUCGUCGACACCGUCUCCCCCACCCCCGUCGCCCUCUUGCGCCGCGCCACCAACUUCGAAUACCGCGACAGUGACCACCACCUGCAGGAGUUCGCCGCCUACGACGACCCCCUCCGCGCCCUGACCGACGAGUGCCUCCGCGUCCUGCGCUCCAUCGCCGCCGCCAACCCCUCCACCGUCCCCGAGGACACCCCGGCUGCCCGCGACGCCACCUGGUCGCGCUUCGAGGACAUUGGCUUCGGCGGCAGUCUCGACUCCGACCUCGACACCAGCUCCCCCCGCCCGUCGAGCCGCGGCGGCAGUGGCCGCUCCUCCUCCGCCGCCGCCGCCACCACCCCCAUGGCCACCGUCCCCCGCGGUCGGCCCACCACCCCGUCCUGGGCCGAUUUCAUGUCCUCCGGCUUCGCUGACGGCAGUGGCAUGAAGGGCCCCAUGGCCCCCAUGCUACUGUCCCCGGACAAGAUCCUGCCGCCGCUCGAGGCCGUCCGCGGUCAGAGCUCGCAGUCGCACCGGCGCCCCCUCGACUCCGAUUCCACCAUCGAGCCCGCCGAGCUGGCCAGCAUCACCACCCUCGAUCUCGACGACUCCUUCUGGUGGGUCUGGAUCAGCAGUCUGGCCGGCGAGGAGCCCGCCGUUCGCAAGGCCGUCUUCGGCCGCUGCGCCUUGCUCGAGACCGUCCUCCACGGCGCCAAGUGGCUCGUCCUCGAGGAGCAGGUGCCCGGUGCCGCCCCCGAGCCGGAUCCCGGUGCCUACCUCGUCGAAAAGAAGCGCUUCCUGGGCUUCUCCACCCGCAAGCGCCUGGGCCGCCGCAAGUCCUCCGCCAAGCGCACCGGAACCGGCGCCGAGCCCUACGACCCCCGCACCGGCAACCCCGCCCCGCAGAGCAAGACCAGCAUCGCCCCCGACCAGCACGCGCGCAUCCAGGCCGCCGCCGCCGCCCUCCAGCGAAAGCACCGCGAGCAGGAGGCCGAGGCGGCCGGUCCCGCCCCCGAGGAGCCGCCCCUCUCGUCCAAGGUCAAGACUCACUCCGUCUUGACCCUGCAGCCCUCCAUCAUCGGUGAGGCCUCCCAGGCCAUGAAGUGGGCCAGCAACUACGACAAACACACCUACCGCACCGCCUACAUGAGCGAUGCCCGUGCGGGCACCGGGGCCCCGACGGACGACGACGCUCCCGCCCGACGUCCGCCAUCGCCAUCGCCCCCGGCCCGCAGCACCACCACCACCACCCAGGGGCCCCCGCCGCCGCCGGCGGCCUCAUCCCCGUCCCCGGUUCCGCCACCCAAGGACGUGACCCCGGCGGGCAGUCGCAAAGGCAGCACCACCCACCCGCCGCUGGAGUCGGCCAUCUCGUCGGAACCGACCCCGAAGCCGUCCACCGAUUCCACCGAUUCCCGCCCCCGCCUCAAGAAGAAGCCCGGCAACUCGGCGUUCAAGAGCAUGUUUGGUACCACCAAGAAAAAGAACCCCGAGGCGGCGGCGGCAACGGCGGCGACGCCACCCGUGAAACCCACCGGCGGAUCGGCCGUGGCGGCCGCCCGUGCGGCCCUCGAAGACAAGGCCCGCGCGUCCCAGGCGCCGCCGCCGGUCCGUACCGCCUCGCACGCACCGUCGACCCUCCGCAAGCAGCGACCCGCGCCUGUGGCCGCCCCCGCCGCCGCGGCGGAAGCCCCGCCCCGCCCGGAGUCGCCUGUCUCUCCCAUCUCGCCCGUUGCGCCGCCGGCCCCGGCCCCAGCCCCGGCCCCGGCCCACCCCGCGUCGAAUGGCGGCGACCACCCCCGACGGGACGCCGAGUACGACGCCCUGUCCCGGGUCGACACGAACGAGAAGGCUGCGGCGGAUCGGGAAUUCUCCCGAUUUGAUCAAGGGCCCCUGAUGGACCAGCCCGCGUUCGCCCCCGAGUCCCCGGAAUCCGAAGCCGUCGCGGGGCAGCCCCGGCCGUCCGCUGAGGCUUCCGGCGCGACGCCCCGAGCGUCGGAAUCGUCGGCCACCCCGGCCAACCCCUCGUACGACCGCUGGGCGCAGAUCCGCCGGAAUGCGGCCGAACGUGCCGCGCAGUCGGAUCCGGCCCAGAUGAGUGGCACCGACGACGGAAACACCAGCGAGGAAGAGAGUUUCGAAACCCGCGCCGCGCGGAUCAAAGCCCGAGUAGCCGAGCUGACGGGCAACAUGCAGCAGCAAUCAUAA